CACGCGACUGGACCAACACAGCCGGACGAUGUUUACAUAAGAAAUUGCCAUUGAAUCGAUGCGGCCAAUCAUUCACAGGCAGAAGUUCAUUAUAAGGUGAGGUGAUAGCUCUCCAACAAUUCAGCUGGAGAAUCAAAGCCGUUAGCCAGAGUUUUUUGAUAACCAGGAAUAAUCGAAGAAUGGUACUGUAGGAAUUCACCCCCAAGAAAGUGCUGACGGAAGCAGUGACCUUCGUUCGGAAUUUUCCUAAAACGGCCUCUCUCGGUUGCUGUAGGAGUAAGCCAAAAGAGUCUGUUUCCAAAACUCAUAUGUUUCACUGGGUACACACAUCGCUUGAGGCCUUGUUUGCGUAUACUCCAUAAGAAACGUGACGAGAUCUCUGCUGUUCCUCACCACCGAGAAGGUAGAAACGUAAUCAGUAAACAGCGACCCAGCUGCUGGCUGGCGAGAAAGAGUUAUUAACAACUGGAGGAACCCUCCGAAUUUUGACCGGAGUCUGCGAGUCGCCUGAGUUGAAUCGUUUGCGUGGCUAGAUCUAGCUAGGUUACUAAUGCCAACAGGUGCGGGCUUGGAUAUUUUAUUAUACUGUUCGUAAAACAAACAACACCAACAACAAUGAAGGCAGCUUUGGCUAUUUUGUUGGUUUUUGUUGGCUGCUGCAGCAAUGUGGUGUUUCUGGAAUUACUGGUCAAAAUCGAUCCCGGCUCCGGCAACCUGAUAACGUUCCUUCAGUUCCUAUUCAUCGCCAUCGAGGGUUUCCUGUUCACAUCGAAAUGUGGCACCGUAAGACCGCGGAUAGGCCUCAAGGACUACACCAUCCUGGUGGCUAUGUUCUUCGUGGCCAGUGUGUGCAACAACUACGCGUUCGACUUCAACAUCCCGAUGCCGCUGCACAUGAUUUUCCGGGCGGGCUCGUUGAUCGCCAACAUGAUCAUGGGAAUUAUCAUUCUGCGAAAGCGUUAUGCCUUCUCCAAAUAUCUUUCUGUUGGUAUGAUCUCGUUGGGUAUUGUGAUUUGCACGAUUGUUUCCGGUAAGGAAGUUAAGAGCACCCAAGUUCUGCCGACUGAUGAACCGGAAGAUCCGGUAAAAGUAUUCUUCUGGUGGACUAUCGGCAUCUCGCUGCUCACGUUGGCGCUGUUCGUAUCGGCCCGGAUGGGAUUGUAUCAGGAAGUGCUUUAUAAACGAUACGGCAAACAUCCUAAGGAAGCCCUGUUUUACACGCAUCUGUUACCGUUACCGUUUUUUCUCAUUCUAACGUCCAACAUUUGGGAACAUAUCAAACUAGCAAACGCAAGCCCACUUUACGAUGUUCCCGUUCUGAACAUUGGAAUUCCGAUCACGUGGGUUUAUUUGCUGGGCAACGUACUGACGCAAUACGUCUGCAUCAGUUCUGUCUACGUGCUAACUACGGAAUGCUCCUCACUAACCGUUACUUUAGUGGUUACCCUGAGGAAGUUCGUUUCGCUUCUGUUUUCGAUCGUCUAUUUCAGCAAUCCGUUCACAAUCUACCACUGGAUUGGAACGCUGCUCGUGUUCAUGGGAACAAUUAUAUUCACCGAGGUUGUUGACAAAGUAAAACAAGCUUUGGUCCCAAAAACCGCCACAAAGAAAACUAACUAAACCUGGUUUGUUGGGACUAUUUUUUUUUUAAAGUUCCAUUUUAAAUUUCUCGGUUGCAUGUAUUUCCGGUUUGAGCAGCCGUUCAGGGAUUGUUUUAUGUUGAGUGUUUUAUUGUUUUUAUUGCCUCGAGAGAUCAAUUUUGUAUAAGUUAUCGACAUGAAAGCUCAAAGUUUAAAUUGGAUAUAAAAUAACGGAACUUCAUCGAAAUUUAUUGUUUUCAUUAACACUCUUCACUAUAAAUUAAAGAAAAUUUAACGGUUUCCAGCUCCUACACACAUCCCAAAUUAGAGCAAUUGCACCGUGGGUUUUUGUACCGACUAUUAAUUCAAAAUCAAGCACAACUAUUCGAAGCGCGAAAACAGUAUAAAUACCAAAUAAUAAGCCUUGCAGAAAUCAAUCGAUGCAGAUCCUCUUAUAAGGUUACCAGUUACUAAUAAUCGGACAGCUUUGUUUACACGUAUAAACCGCACAGCCUCACAUGCCAAACGGGAUAACUUUUUUCCACGUUUUACAACCUGGUUUUCAAAGUACAAGAUACAAUGGAAUCUUCCAUCAGAACUACCAUUGCUAAAAGAGUUGCUAUUAGAUUUAUACAAUUUUCCAUUUACUGUUUUACACAACUAAUUCGCACCUUUCACCGUUAUCUGCUCUGUUGAAAAGAGCGCAAAGUAGAUUGUAGUCUUUUUCCCAAGAUUUCCACAACGAAACACAUAAACAUCCAUCCAAGAAUCAAAUUAGAUUUGGUUAAUAUUUAAAGUUAAAACUGUUUGCGUUUUUUUAUUUAAUCAAUCAUUUGCCAGUAGCGUAGAAAAUAAAUAAUAAAAUUUUCGUA
Molecule: messenger RNA, 2452 nt
Organism: Uranotaenia lowii
Lineage: Eukaryota; Metazoa; Arthropoda; Insecta; Diptera; Culicidae
Gene: Efr
Product: UDP-xylose and UDP-N-acetylglucosamine transporter
Exons: 4
Coding region: 616-1620 (334 amino acids)
Biological process (GO): transmembrane transport
Cellular component (GO): Golgi membrane; endoplasmic reticulum membrane
Molecular function (GO): UDP-xylose transmembrane transporter activity; UDP-N-acetylglucosamine transmembrane transporter activity
Source: RefSeq, a predicted model, not a curated record